Messenger RNA from Argentina anserina (silverweed cinquefoil), 354 nucleotides. RefSeq names its product cyanogenic beta-glucosidase-like. The coding region runs from base 1 to 354 and encodes 117 amino acids. Gene Ontology annotation, biological process: carbohydrate metabolic process. The record is from RefSeq and is a predicted model, not a curated record. Gene Ontology annotation, molecular function: beta-glucosidase activity. Lineage: Eukaryota; Viridiplantae; Streptophyta; Magnoliopsida; Rosales; Rosaceae. The transcript is spliced from 3 exons.
AUGGCACUUCAACGCACUCUCCUCUUUGUAAUUCUACUUGUAUUUAGCUUAGCUUUGGCAACUAGUACUAUAGGUACCUCCCUAAGCCAUUACGAUGUUACUUCCAUCAACCGGAGCACCUUUCCGGCAGGUUUUAUAUUCGGGACAGCUUCUUCGGCUUACCAGUAUGAAGGUGCUGCAAAAGAAGAUGGAAGAGGACCAAGCAUAUGGGACACAUACACUCACAUAUAUCCAGAUAAGAUAAAGGACCGCAGCACCGGAGACGUAGCUAUUGAUGCAUAUCACCGCUACAAGGUACUCUAUAUGAAUUUGGAAAUUUUGAUCGUAUCAUUUAUUUUAAAAUAUUAUGACUGA